Messenger RNA from Trichoderma aggressivum f. europaeum, 2157 nucleotides. Its product is annotated as CAZyme family AA1. The transcript has a single exon. NCBI's taxonomy places the organism in Eukaryota, Fungi, Ascomycota, Sordariomycetes, Hypocreales, Hypocreaceae. The record is from RefSeq and is a predicted model, not a curated record. Gene Ontology annotation, molecular function: copper ion binding; oxidoreductase activity. The coding region runs from base 1 to 2157 and encodes 718 amino acids.
AUGGAUGCUGUUGGAGCGCAUCAACGAGGAGACUCGACUGGUGCUUUUGAUGACGAAGCUCGUCAAGAGCUCGGCGAAGAACAGCCCUUCAUUCGUCAAUCACACCGCUCGUCCUCGGGGUUUCGCCCCUCUCGACGUCAACACCGCUCUCUGCCUGCCUGGAAGCUAGGCCUCUUUUUCUUCAUCGUCACAGUCUCUGUACUGGCGCUGGCCGCUGUCCCUUUCGGUCUUCAAUCACUUUCCAGGGAAUCUCCCUCAGAUUCGGCACAUGAGGUUGACGGCGAUGACCACUCUCCAGGAGAUCAUUCUGGGGAAGAUGAGGCUGACCAUCAUGAGGAAGAGUCUGAGCCUGCUGCUGGAGAUGGGGACAAGAGUAGUUCUGAACCACUGAUUGUCCACCACGAAGAAGAGAUGCCCAGUAUGCCAAAGCUAAGAAAUGUAUCAGAGUACGUCUUGUCACCUUCCUGGGACUUUGACGCCGCCCCCACCACCAGGGAAUACCAUUGGACAAUUGUAGAUGGACGCCUGAACCCUGAUGGCAUCUAUCGCCCAAUGAUCCUCAUCAACAACCAGUUCCCUGGACCAUUGGUUGAAUGCAACCAAGGCGACACCAUCCGAGUCAUUGUGGAGAACAAAGCCAUCAAUGCUACCUCGAUGCACUUUCACGGCCUCUUCCAAAACGGCACCAACUCCAUGGAUGGCGCCGUUGGGAUCACACAAUGCCCAAUUGCCCCCAGUUCAACCUUCACCUACGAGUUCCAGAUCAAAGACCAGUCAGGCACCUACUGGUAUCACGCCCACCACAGUGCCCAAGCAUCCGAUGGCCUCCUUGGACCCGUCGUGAUUCACUCCAAAGAUGAGCGAACUACUCUGCAGAAGCUGAAAUACGCUUCGGACAGAAUCAUCAUGGUUCAAGACCAUUACCACAACCUCACUUCGGAGCUCUUGAUGGGCUAUCUCAAAAAUGACAUGGAGAAUAAUGAGCCUGUCCCAGACAACGGUCUCAUCAACGGCCGUGGCGUGCGUGACUGUAAAGAUUUCCAGGGCUGGGAUUGCGAUACCGCCGACGUUUCGAUCCCAACUUUCAAUCUUACUGCUGGUCAACGUCAUCGGCUACGUAUUAUCAACGUUGGUGCCUUUGCCGAGUUCCAAAUACAGUUUGAUGAACAUCCAUUUUACGUCACCGAGGUCGACGGCACCGACGUGUUCCCCGAACCGUUUCAUCGUCUCAACAUCCUCCCCGCCCAGCGGUACAGCAUCAUUCUUGAAACCAACGUCACCACUACCGAUGCCUUCUGGAUGAGAGCCCGAAUGGUGACACACUGCUUUACCACCAAGAACCACCAUCUACAGCCCGAGAUGCGAGCUGUCAUACGUUACGACUCUCCCGAAAGUAAAACCCUGGACAAGGAACCCACAAGCAAAGACUGGCCCGAAGCCAUCGAAGUCAUAUGUCGUGAUCUUAAUGUCUCUGCCUUACACCCAGUCAUUCCCAUGACACCGCCUCCAGCAGACAAGUACAUGCGCUUCGACGCCAGCUUCAUGAUUGGCGACUGGCGCCUUGCACGCGGCUUCUUCAACCAAUCCACAUGGCACCACAACGUCACUCGUCCAUCUCUCCACCGCUUCCUCGGUGCCUCCUCCAACGCCACCUCUCUCAAGUCCCCCAUCGGCGUCAACAACAUGGCCUUUGACUACAAGAAGGAGCUCGUCAUCCAAACCGAGGGCAUCCGCACCGUCGACCUCGCCAUCAACAACUUCGACGACGGCAACCACCCGUUCCACCUCCACGGCCACAAAUUCUUCGUCCUCUACCAAGGCCGUGGCGGGUACCCUCCCUACGAGGCGGAUUUCCCGGAUUUCGUGAGAGCGCACAAUCUAGACGACAACCCCGUCCGGCGCGACACCGUCACGGUGGAAGGAUACAGCUGGGCCGUCAUCCGCCUCGUGCUCGACAACCCCGGCAUGUGGGCGUUUCACUGCCACAACAUGUGGCACGCCGAGUCGGGCAUGGUGAUGCAGUUUCUUGUAAGGAGCGAUGUGGUCCGAGGAUGGACUGUCAGCGAUCAGGCGAAAGCAAUGUGCGGCCUCGAAGGCGUCACGACGGGCAUGAGAGCAGAUGACAACAUCUGGUUUGGCAACUUUGGCAAGAAAUGA